AUGGCACUGAGUCGUCGGGCAACUGACGACGAAGAUGAAGACGAUCGAUGUGCGACGUGUGUGUCGUUGAAUCUAACUCGGGUCACACCCGAGUUAUGCCUUUUCGAUGAAAUUGUCGCGGCUUACACGAACGAACCGGAUUACGCGGACAUUAUCGCCUAUCUGCGCGCUCCCAGUGAGGCUGCACUGGGAGCUCUUUCGCGAACGAAGCGUGACCACAUUCAACGAUACAGUAUGGACGAUGAUUUGCUGUUAUAUAGCAUCGACAAAUUCGAUGCACCUCGAACGGUGAUUGCGAAUGACUUGGAUUUGCGUGCUCGUAUCAUCCACGAGUACCAUAAUGCCCCAAUUGGCGGUCAUCUGGGCCGCGAAAAGACAUUCGCGGCUGUCUCGCGUGACUUCUUCUGGCCCCACAUGUACAAAUGGGUUCGCAACUGGGUUCGCACCUGCGAAAUAUGUCAGCGCGUGAAGCCAUCUCCAUCGUCGCAGGCACCCCUUCGACCCCUGCCAAUUGCAGCUGAGGCUUGGAGCUCAGUCUCAAUGGAUUUUAUCUUAGGGCUUGCACCAGAUGGUCAAGACCGAACGAGUAUUCUGGUCUUUGUCGACAGAUUCAGCAAGAUGACACAUCUGGUGCCUGUUCAUGCAACGAUCACCGCGGCUGAGACCGCGGUGCACUUCAUUGACACUGUGUUUCGCCAUCACGGUCUACCAGACAACAUUGUCUCGGACCGUGAUCCUCGUUUUACAUCUGCUUUUUGGACGUCAUUGUUCGAGUUGCUUAGCACAAAGCUGCAAAUGUCGACAGCAGCCCAUCCGGAAACGGAUGGGCAAACAGAGCGAGGUAAUCGGGUCCUCGAAGAUGUUCUUCGAAGUUACGCAACGUCCUUCAAGUUGGAGUGCGUUUUUGCCACUCGCGGAGUUUGCACUAAACAGCGCGGUUCACGCGUCAACGGGGUUGACGCCAUUUUUUGCAAAUUCGGCCCGUCAUCCUCGUGUACCUACUCUUCUUGCCGUGGGUCAGCCCACGGCUCUUCGUGGCUCCACUCUGGCGGCGGGUGA
Peronospora matthiolae is the source of this 1059-nucleotide messenger RNA. Lineage: Eukaryota; Oomycota; Peronosporomycetes; Peronosporales; Peronosporaceae. The record is from the annotation of a GenBank genome assembly.